AUAACUUCGCAACUGCGUAUGUGGCAAGGAGACGGUGACCGCUCCGCCAAAGGCCCACUGAUUUUGCAGUAUUUUACGGGAGACAGCAGAGAUUCUCCAGAAAGUACAAUUUAUGUCCUCGUAGAAAUAAGUUUAGUUGGAAAUCACACCUGUUAAAGGAUGAAUGUCUGCGUGAUUUUCUUGUUUGCAUUCGGAGUCUGCCUGCUCCAUCCUGUUGUUACAUUAACGCCAUUGCCUCACACCACAUGUGUCAGGACUUAUAAGAAGCUUGGGUGUUUUGGGGCGAAGUCCAAGCCUUUAGACGAACUUUUGAUAACUGACAGGGACUUGAAGAGCCCCAAGAGUGACGGACAUAAGUUGAACUGGAAAGAAUGGGAAGAAUCUAUUCACAGCCUGGCCUGCCGCUGCGCCGAGGCAGCACGGAAAAGAGGCUUUAAAGUGUUUGGACUGCAGAACUAUGGAGAAUGUUGGAGUGGAGCUGGUGCAGAAAAAAAUUAUAGCAACGAUGACCCUUCAAGAGAAUGCGUAAUGAUUCUUCAAAACCCCCCUCCACCCUGUGAUAUAAACGACCCCCAGGAAUGUGCGGGAAAAAGCAAUGUAAACUACGUUUAUAGCCUCGACUCGAAUCAAGGGGAAGAUAAAUGCGCGAGCUCUCCGUGUAAAAAUGGCGGAACAUGUAACGACACUGUUGGAGGUUUCACAUGCGCAUGUCAAAAGGGAUACAAGGGAAAACACUGCGAUCAAGACGUAAACGAGUGUGACUCUACACCUUGUAAGAACGGAGGGACGUGUAUAAACACAGUGGGUAGCUAUGAGUGCAAGUGUAAGCCACGAUACACUGGGAAACACUGCGACCAAGAUGUAAACGAGUGUGAGUCCAAACCUUGUAAGAACGGAGGGACGUGUAUAAACACAGUGGGUAACUAUGAGUGCAAAUGUAAGCCGGAAUACACUGGAAAACACUGUGACCAAGAUGUAAACGAGUGUGAGUCCAAACCUUGUAAGAACGGAGGGACGUGUAUAAACACAGUGGGUAACUAUCAGUGCAAAUGUAAGCCAGGAUACACUGGAAAACACUGCAACCAAGAUGUAAACGAGUGUAACUCUACACCUUGUAAGAACGGAGGGACGUGUAUAAACACAGUGGGUAACUAUGAGUGCAAAUGUAAGCCGGGAUACACUGGGAAACACUGCAACCAAGAUGUAAACGAAUGUAACUCUACACCUUGUAAGAACGGAGGGACGUGUAUAAACACAGUGGGUAACUAUGAGUGCAAAUGUAAGCCACAAUACACUGGGAAACACUGUGACCAAGAUGUAAACGAGUGUGACUCUACACCUUGUAAGAACGGAGGGACGUGUAUAAACACAGUGGGUAACUAUGAGUGCAAAUGUAAGCCGGAAUACACUGGGAAACAUUGUGACCAAGAUGUAAACGAGUGUGAGUCCAAACCUUGUAAGAACGGAGGGACGUGUAUAAACACAGUGGGUAACUAUGAGUGCAAAUGUAAGCCGGAAUACACUGGAAAACACUGUGACCAAGAUGUAAACGAGUGUGAGUCCAAACCUUGUAAGAACGGAGGGACGUGUAUAAACACAGUGGGUAACUAUCAGUGCAAAUGUAAGCCAGGAUACACUGGAAAACACUGCAACCAAGAUGUAAACGAGUGUAACUCUACACCUUGUAAGAACGGAGGGACGUGUAUAAACACAGUGGGUAACUAUGAGUGCAAAUGUAAGCCGGGAUACACUGGGAAACACUGCAACCAAGAUGUAAACGAAUGUAACUCUACACCUUGUAAGAACGGAGGGACGUGUAUAAACACAGUGGGUAACUAUGAGUGCAAAUGUAAGCCACAAUACACUGGGAAACACUGUGACCAAGAUGUAAACGAGUGUGACUCUACACCUUGUAAGAACGGAGGGACGUGUAUAAACACAGUGGGUAACUAUGAGUGCAAAUGUAAGCCGGAAUACACUGGGAAACAUUGUGACCAAGAUGUAAACGAGUGUGAGUCCAAACCUUGUAAGAACGGAGGGACGUGUAUAAACACAGUGGGUAACUAUGAGUGCAAAUGUAAGCCGGGAUACACUGGGAAGCACUGUGACCAAGUUGUAGAUCCAUGUCUCAGUAGCCCUUGCCAACACGGAGGAAGCUGUGAGAGAGAAGGCGAUGGCUUCAAAUGCAAAUGUGUUACAGGAUUCACUGGUACACAAUGUGAAAAAGAUGUAAACGAGUGUGAUUCCAAACCUUGUAAAAACGGAGGGACGUGUAUAAACACAGUGGGUAACUAUGAGUGCAAAUGUAAGCAGGGAUACAUUGGGAAACACUGCAACCAAGAUGUAAACGAGUGUGAGUCCAAGCCUUGUAAGAACGGAGGGACGUGUAUAAACACAGUGGGUAACUACGAGUGCAAAUGUAAGCCGGGAUACACUGGGAAACACUGCGACCAAGAUGUAAACGAGUGUGAGUCCAAACCUUGUAAGAACGGAGGGACGUGUACAAACACAUUGGGUAACUACGAGUGCAAAUGUAAGCCAGGAUACACUGGAAAACACUGUGACCAAGCCUUAGAUCCAUGUCAGAGCAACCCUUGUCAACAUGGAGGAACCUGCAGGAAAAAAGGAAAUGGCUUCAUCUGUAAAUGUGUUAAAGGCUUCAGUGGUAAACGCUGUGAAAACGAUGUUAACGAGUGUCAGAAGAGUCCAUGUCGAAAUGGAGGCACGUGUGUGAAUUAUGUGGGCAGCUUUCACUGCCUGUGUCGCCCAGGAUUUCAAGGGAAACUUUGUAAACAAGAUGUUAAUGAGUGUUUUCCAUAUAGCCCGUGUAAAAACGGAGCUCGUUGCGUGAACAGACAUGGCGGAUUUAAAUGCUUGUGUCCUGCAGGCUUCACGGGAAUGCUGUGUGAUCAAGAUGUUAACGAGUGUCAAAAGAGUCCAUGUCGCAAUGGAGGCACGUGUGUGAACAAGAUGGGCAGCUUUCACUGCCUGUGUCGUCCAGGAUUCGAAGGGAAACUUUGUGAACAAGAUGUUAAUGAGUGUCUUCCAUAUAACCCUUGUAAAAAUGGAGCUCGUUGUGUGAACAAGUAUGGCGUAUUUAAAUGCCUGUGUCCUGCAGGCAUAACAGGAAUGUUCUGUGAUUUAGAUGUGAAUGAGUGCCAGGAGCCUUUGUGUAAAAAUGGCGCUACAUGUGUCAAUACCCAAGGAAGUUUUCACUGCAAAUGUAAGAGUGGGUACAGUGGAAAGUAUUGCGAUAAAGGUGACUGUUCCAACCCUGCUGGCCGAUAUGACCUGGGUAUAAUUAUUGAUGGCAGCGGAAGUGUUGGUAACUAUGGAUUCGCACAAACCAAGAUGUUCCUCUUACAACUCAUCAACCAGUUCAAGGUCGGAGCAGAUGCAACACAUUUUGGAGUAAUUAUAUACAGUGACUUUCCAGAGUUAAUCAUCAGAUUCUCUGACGCGAUGUACUACCUCCCGAUCCGGCUGAAACUGAGGAUCCUGGGACUAGAGUUCCCGGAUGGAGAGACGAGAACCGAUAAGGCCCUGAAAAUGGCGGGAACAAAUUUAUACGCGGCUAGUCAGUGCAGGGACCAAGUUCCACAUGUGCUAGUGGUAAUCACAGACGGCGACACUGCACAAGGCAGUGAGACUUACAAAAAAGUUCUGAAACCUCUCAAGGAUCGCGGAGUGAGUAUCAUAGCUGUUGGGGUUGGAAGUGAAGUAAGCACGAACGAGCUAAAAGAGAUCGCCAUGGGAAGAAGUGACCGCGUCUUACGAGUUACAACGAUAAAUGAGCUCGACAGCAGCAAACUCGCUGACAUGAUAAAAAGUAUUUGUUGAACACUCAAGGGAUUCUUGGUUCACAGAACGGUUAUUGAAACGUAUAAGACAAAACGUAUUCUAAAGGGAAACAAACCUCAAUGCUAAAUGAAAUGGGACACGCGGGGUAUUGUGUAACUUGCUUUCUACGAGACGAUACUUGGAUUUACCAUACUACUUUACUGGAAGUAUCGUGGCUAAUUAUUGAUAAAAAAAAGUCAAGUAAGACUUGGUUUAACUAAAUAGGUUGUAAACACAAUAAAUAAACGCUGUUUGCUGUUUA
Molecule: messenger RNA, 4102 nt
Organism: Orbicella faveolata
Lineage: Eukaryota; Metazoa; Cnidaria; Anthozoa; Scleractinia; Merulinidae
Biological process (GO): Notch signaling pathway; axon guidance
Cellular component (GO): plasma membrane; cell surface; signaling receptor complex
Molecular function (GO): Notch binding; calcium ion binding
Source: RefSeq, a predicted model, not a curated record